AGAGAGCUGAGUGCAGUGUGUGUUUGGCAGCGUCGGGCUCCACAGUCAAGCAGAGCCACUCACAAGCACCAGGACGAGGAGGGACUGCAUUUCUCUGAUCAGCUGAUUCAGCUGUGUGUAUACCCUCCACCUCUGUAGACUAGGUCGCCAUGGCUUCCUCCUCCCCCCUGUGCCUCUUCCUCCUCCCCCUCCUGGUCGCCGUGGUAACGGUGCGUGCCCAGGGCCAGGACCCCUUCAUGUGGGUGUCGGCGCUCCGUAGCCGUGGUUACGGCGUGGGCUCCCUCACGGGCGAUUCCACGGGAGGGGAGUGUCCUGAGGUGUGCGACUGCCCGCCCACCUUCCCCAUCGCCAUGUACUGCGACAACCGCGGCAUGACCUCAGUACCCAACGUCCCCUCCAGGAUGAAGUACGUCUACCUCCAACACAACCAGAUCACCAACGUGCCUGAUGACGCCUUUGCCAACGCCACCAACCUGGUGUGGCUGAUGCUGCAUGAGAACGGCAUCCUCAACAUCGGCAAGAAGGCCUUCGCCAAGAUGAAGAACCUCGACAGGCUUUACCUCAGCCACAACAACCUCACCAAGGUGCCCUCCAACCUGCCCAACUCUCUGCGUGACCUCCGCCUGGACCACAACCAGAUCUCCAAGGUGCCGCCCAAUGCCUUCGAGGGGAUGGAGAACCUGACCAUGCUGCUUCUCCAUGACAACGCCAUCCAGGACGUGGGCGCCGCCCUCAAGAGCCUCUCAUCCCUGCUGCUGCUGGACGUCAGUAGCAACAAGCUGAAGAAGGUCCCAGAGAGUCUUCCUGAUCAGAUCCAUCAGCUGUAUAUGGAGUCCAACGCCAUCGACGCCGUCCCCAACGACUUCCUGUCGCACUUCCAGCAGCUGCAGUACAUCCGCAUGUCCCACAACGAGCUGACCGACAAGGGUAUUCCUGCCAACACCUUCAAUGUGUCUGGCCUGGUGGAGCUGGACCUGUCCUUCAACAAGCUGGAGCGCAUCCCUGUGGUCAACACCAAACUGGAACACCUGUACCUACAGGCCAACCAGAUCAAAGAGUUUACUCUGGGUAGUUUCUGCAGCGUGGUGGACGUGAUGAACUUCUCUCAGCUGAAGGUGCUUCGUCUGGACGGCAACGAGAUCAGCCUGCAGGACGUGCCAACCGAGUCCGCCCUCUGCCUCCGCAUGGCUGCAGACAUCGCCGUGUAACACAUCCAACUCCGCCCUCUGCCUCCGCAUGGUCGCAGACAUCUCGUGUAACACCACCCCUGCGCCACCGGGGGGCAGACAUGUGCCACUACAACCAGACAACACAGCUGUGUAUAGAGGAAGUUUGGUCCAUAGACUCUCACCAUUUCCCAUGAUCAUGUGUACUAGCCUUGGUAAUGUGUGAAACGCCAAAUGAUUGGAUACUCCGCGGAGUUCACCUAAGAGUUUCCAAUCACUGGGCGUUUCAAACACUGCCAAGGCUAGAACACUUGACAUCGGGGAAUGGUGUUAGGGUGUAAACCAGUCUAGUACCUCACUGUCCUCUCCUUUUGCCUGAGGCCAAAACGAAGCAUAAUGACACAAGCAAAUAGGAGGACACAGGAGGUACUAGUUUGGAAUGGACCCUCAUAUUAGCAUUUAGCAUUAUUAUUAGUACAGCUGUCCACCAGCACACCAGCGUUGCCUAGAACACUUCCUCUCUGUGCAGCCCGGAGGAGGUUGUACUUCCUGGUCCCGGUCAGUAUUGCGUUGGAGGCGUCUUGUGUUGGUGUAUAUUUCUAAUCUGUCAGAUGUUUAUGAGGUGAAGUCAUCUCGGAGUGUAUGAUUUUUGAGGUGUGUGUGUGUGUGUGUGUGUGUGUGUGUGUGUGUGUGUGUGUGUGUGUGUGUGUGUGUGUGUGUGUGUGUGUGUGUGUGUGUGUGUGUGUGUGUGUGUGUGUGUGUGUGUGUGUGUGUGUGUGUGUGUACCUGCACAUACAAGUGCAUUUAUUUGAAUACCUUCCUCACUGCAUAUUACUAAAUGUACGAGACAGUCAGGAGAUUGUUGCAAUUUUGUGUGUUAGCAAUUAGCCGUUGAUGUUUCUGCUGGCAUUUUGUUUCUUUUUUUCUCUCCUCGUUUUG
Molecule: messenger RNA, 2105 nt
Organism: Engraulis encrasicolus (European anchovy)
Lineage: Eukaryota; Metazoa; Chordata; Actinopteri; Clupeiformes; Engraulidae
Gene: fmoda
Product: fibromodulin a
Exons: 7
Coding region: 150-1208 (352 amino acids)
Molecular function (GO): protein binding
Source: RefSeq, a predicted model, not a curated record